GUUGCCAUGUUGAUGCACAAGCUGUCGCGUAUCAUCAAGCCGCUCGCUUGGAUCUUGAUUUCGGCAACUUGCAUUAAGUUGCUGCUGUCGAUCUCACUGCCCGAUGACCGUGGGCCAAUAAGUAAGCGGUAUGUGCGUACAAUGAGCGCUGAUUCUGCACAUCGAAAAUCAGCACAAGACGAUAUCACGUAUACGACACCGAAUGAACCGCUGUUGCUGCAACAGUUGCUGGCUGCCAAUGCGCCAAACAAUUGGUGCCUCAACCCCCACUGUGCGCCUUAUCCACGCGCUGAGGAUCUGCACAUCGAGCAGCAGUAUUAUCAGUACACGCUCGGUAGAAAUGUGAGCUAUUAUUUGUAUGCCGCCUACUACGAUCGUCGGCCGGCGAUCAUUAACACGCCCAGCAUUACGAUACUGGCGAUGAUGAGCAGCAUGACAGGACCCUUUGCGCAUGCCUACUGUCAAGUGUGGUACGAAGCGGAUGCUGAGCCCCACAUUGUGCUGAUGCAACGACUAACGGUGGUGUGGCACAAAGAGUGGAGCACGGAAGACGGUCAAUUGUAUCCCGUGUUGCUCAGCUGUCAGUUGCCCAGCAAUCCGCGCAGUUCGCGUGUCCCAGAGUUGGUUUCCCUGGUGUUUGACGAUCGUUGCGCUCGCCCGACGAAUGCGUUGCGUGUCGUCUACGAGGCGCCGCAACGGAAACGUGUCAGACGCUUCGCGGUGUGCGUCAAGGAUCUGAAUUUUCCGCAUGUUGAGAUGUCGCAGCGGUGGAUCGAAUGGCUUGAGAUGUUGCGUCUACUCGGUGCUGAGCGUGUCACCGCCUACGAUUUGGGUGGCGAGUCGUUGUUGCCACAGACACGCCGCACGUUGCAACACUAUGUGACGCGGGAUGGUUUGGUGCGAUUGCGACCGCAUCGUUUGCUGCAUAAGAUGCCGACGCCGACGUUGAAUUGGCUGAGCAAGAGUUUGAACGAAGUGUUGUGCUAUGUGGAUUGCUUCUAUCGUCACAUCUACGAGUUCGAUUAUGUGGGCAUCUUUGAUGUCGAUGAGGUGAUCAUGCCCCUGGGCGAGUUGCACAAUUGGACCGCGUUGUUGCAACAACUCGAACGCGAUAGCAACCAAGUGCUCGAAGAGAAUUGUGAAGCACGUGCUAGCUAUUGUUUUCGCAACAUUUACUUUCCCAACGAUUGGCCAGUGGACGAGCGAGUGUCGAGCGCAUUUCAUAUGCUGCAACACGUGCAGCGUGUGCCUGAACAUUCCGAUCACAAUUCGUACGUCAAGUGUUUGCAUUCAACGCACUUUGUGCAGUCGGUGCACAAUCAUUUCCCAUUCUCGUGGCACGGCAGUUGCGGUCCAUACGAUGUGCCCGUUGAGUUGGGCCAAUUGCAGCAUUAUCGCAAAUUUGAGAAUCGAACAAUGGAUCGAAUAUCGGAUCGAACAUCGGUUCGCGAUGAUAAUAUCUGGCGAUUUAAGGACAAACUCAUGUUGCAUGUGCUGGCCAAGCAACGUGAGCUUGACCGGUCGUAAAACCGAUUUGGGGCCAAACGUUUUUAUUGAUUUUGAUUUUAAUUGCUUUCGCAAACAUGAGCUUAAGUGUGUGUGUGCCUGUGUUUGUGUGUGUGUGUACGUGCACAACAAUCGAAUACAAGCUUUGGCCUAAGGCGUGACCACACCUUGCUCACAUAUAAUUCUCUUUCUCUCUUCAUUUCCGAGUUUACUUCUUUUUCUAUUUCAAUGUGCAGCAUGUCUUGCCGUGUCAGCAGCAUAAUAAUUACCCACACAGACAAACGCUAACAAAGCAAACUAUACAAAAAAGAAAGAUAUUCAGUAUAAAAAUAUACCAAACUCAAUUCAAAGCAGUGACAAUGUUUGCUUAAUGCAAGCCAAGUAUAACACUAAUUGAAAUUCUUAAUCCCAAUCUUUAAAUCACGUGUCAGCAGCAUAAAAUCUACUCACCCCUUUUACAAAGCGAACUAUACAUGCACAAAAUUCAGUAUAAAAAUAUACCAAAUUCAAUUCAAAGCAAUGACAAUGUUUAUGCAAACCAAGUAGAACAAUACUUAAAUUUCCU
Drosophila sulfurigaster albostrigata is the source of this 2071-nucleotide messenger RNA. RefSeq lists its product as uncharacterized. The record is from RefSeq and is a predicted model, not a curated record. Lineage: Eukaryota; Metazoa; Arthropoda; Insecta; Diptera; Drosophilidae. The transcript is spliced from 2 exons. The coding region runs from base 7 to 1527 and encodes 506 amino acids.